ACGGCGGAGCUGAACUGUGCUCACCAUCCGCUCACCUGCCUCCAGUUCACACACACACACACACACACACACACACACACACACGAGGAACUUAAAGAAAACCGGAGAGGAGCAAAAAGAUAAUUAAGGGAGAAAGGAACGACAGAGGAGACUCGAAUCGAGAGAGACGUAAUCAAAGAACAACAGCAGUUCUCCGCGUGUGCAGACAUGGGCUGUAAGUUGCAGAAGCCCCGAGGGUCAGAUGAAGCUCCGGGGAAGAUUUUCUCCACCCUCAGAAGAGCACAAGUGGAGACGCACUCGGGAGUGGCCUAUACAUAUCACUUCUUAGACUUCCUGUUAGGAAAAGAAGAGGUGGCAGUGUCCUCAUUGCUGUGUCUGUCGUCAGUCAGAGAGCUUCCUGUGCAGGUGUGUGAGUUGUAUCAGAAGGGGUUCGUGCUGGCUGCUGUCCAUCCCUUUGUUCACUCCUGCGGUCCUGCUAGUGCUAGCCUUCAGAAGCAGUUACACCGGGCUGUGCUCAUCAGAGAAACACACAGUGGUUCUGACAGUGGCCUGCUGAACUGGGUUAAGCCUCAUCUCACGACAGACGUGUGUUACCUCGGUCACCAGGACCCUGACCCAGACGUCAUACAGGGCUAUGUGAAAAAGGUGCAGGAUUUGGCUGAUCAGGGCGAUCUGUUUGUGGGGUUUUUGCCGCAGCCCGGCGGAGGUCCAUAUUUCCUUGGUCACUGGGAACCAGAAGAUCUUUCCUCCUUGCACUCCAGUCCCUGCUCUGUUCAUCACAGCAGCCGACCUCCGACCAUCAGCCCAGUGAGCGACCACAGCCAACAGGAUAGAGACAGUGGGGAUCAGCGAAACCAGAAUCAUACAAACUUAAAUUCAGACAACGAAGACUUUAUGAACCGCAGCUUGCAAAUACAAAGCACUGAGAGCAGCCAGUGCUGGAAUAAUCAGAAUCCUUUCGCUGAGAGCCAUCAGUCUCCUGAUUAUCAGUACUUAAACGUUGAAGGUGAAAGUGCGCAAGCUGAGGAUUUGAGGAACCGAGUGCCAUCGCAUGAGUUUAUAUUAAGCUCUUGUGCACCAGAGCCACAUCGGACCACAAGAAUGCAGCCGGACUUGCCCAGCUGUGAUUUGGCAGAAAACAACAAAAGAGAGCACAGAGAGCAGGUCAAAAGCCAAGACAAACACAGCAAGCGUAGCGGAACCACCCCGAUGCUGAAUCGUGUGCAGGUGUUCGCGCUGUAUAACCAUACGAUAGUUCUGUCGGGAUCGCCAAAGAUCUUUUCUCUGAGGGUUCCACUGCAGGUGCACAGGGAGGCGGGGCUUGUUAGCUCGGUUGACUCCCAUUGGCUGGACCACAUGACACAGCACUUCAGAAGUGGCGCGCAACUCAUCGACGGCUACUUUAACCUUGAAGAUGAUGCAGGAUCUUCUUCCAUUGUGGAGAGUGUUUUUAUCUUCCAGAGUGCUUCAGGUGAUGCUGGGCCAACCACAGUGUAUGACGCUAUUGUAGUUGAGCAAUGGACUGUUAUUGAUGGUGUUGCAGUGAAAACAGACUACAUCCCUCUGCUUCAGUCUCUGGCUCCGUACGGCUGGAGACUUAUGUGUGUGCUGCCAACUCCCAUCGUCAAAAUGAAAAGUGAUGGAAGUUUGGCCACAAAACAGAUCCUCUUCCUCCAGAGACCAACGCUGCCUCGCAAGAGGAGAGACUUGACGAAACUGCACCUCAGAGGUCAAAACAAAAGGAACUUAAAUAAUAAAAGGACACCAGAGAAUGAGACAUCACCGCUGGCAACAAUUGAGAGAGAAAUGGAACGGAUGGAGAGAGAAAACACAAGCCUGAUGAGACGACGUGAGAUUAUCCAGAAGGAAAAUGGGCAGAAUUUGCCAGAAAGCCCAGGGAGGAGAGAUGAAGCGGAAAGGACGGUGGAAUUCCACAUGCAGAGGCUCGACAUCCCAAACAGCCCAGAAAAAAAGGAUGAAAUUACAAACGGCAAUCAGGAACUGAAGCACACAAUUACGUGUGGUAAACACGAGGAUGUGCGAGCGGUCGUAACAGAGAGGGCUUUAUUCUCUGGAGUGUGCUGACAGUAUUCAUUUAUGGAUAUUUAAACAUUACAAUAUGUUCAUGUUUAUUCAGGCACAACACACUCUUCGUCAGGCCCGUGUCUGGGCAUAUACAUCUGCUGACAGAGUAAUUGUCCUGUGAGAUUGCAAAGAGGUGUUUGAAUCUUGCCGCUCUUAAUUAUUUGGUUUUUAAAGUGCAUUGCUGUAACAAAUGGCAAGAAUCUAACAAAUAUGUGAAAACAUCUGUUCAAAGCUCUUAAUAUGCUAAACGCCGACCGAUGUGUUGAGACUUGUAUCUGUGUGAAUCUGUGACGUUAACUCUUUUUAUUACAUGCAGUAUUAGCAUAUGCGAUAUAUCGUGCACUGGCUCAAAUGCAUAAAAUCCACAAAAUGCUCAUUUAUUUCAUCGGUAUUACAUCGGUUUUCUCAUUUAUGUACAUCAGUGAGGAUGGCAGUAACCAAUGUCUAAGUUUGUAAAGUAACAGUUAUAGUGAAUGUCUGUGAGACAGUUAAUGGUGUAAAUAAAAGCUUUCAAUAACAGGCUUCAUUUGCA
This is a messenger RNA of Puntigrus tetrazona (Sumatra barb), 2617 nucleotides long. RefSeq names its product raftlin, lipid raft linker 1a (gene rftn1a). The record is from RefSeq and is a predicted model, not a curated record. NCBI's taxonomy places the organism in Eukaryota, Metazoa, Chordata, Actinopteri, Cypriniformes, Cyprinidae. The coding region runs from base 208 to 2085 and encodes 625 amino acids. The transcript is spliced from 10 exons.